Setaria italica (foxtail millet) is the source of this 2185-nucleotide messenger RNA. RefSeq lists its product as uncharacterized. Lineage: Eukaryota; Viridiplantae; Streptophyta; Magnoliopsida; Poales; Poaceae. The record is from RefSeq and is a predicted model, not a curated record. The transcript has 3 exons. The coding region runs from base 1325 to 1969 and encodes 214 amino acids.
CCUCCUUUUCUCUAAUUGAGAUCAUAGUUUUUUAGCUAAACACCACAUAUAUUAAAGGGGCCCUAGAUCCGCCCCUCAUCAUAUUUUACUGGGCAUUUUUUACCAUCCCUCUUGUGAUGUUGCAGUCAGAGUCAGAGGUAGGGCAAACGAUUGUCUCAUUGAUUUCCAAAUGGAAUUGGUUGGAUUGAAGACUUCAAGAUGCAUAGGCCAAGAAAUUUCACUCCAAUGAUUGAUCUAGAUUUUUCAGAGGCUCAAAGCCCUCUUCACUUACCUGAACACAACUGGAUGCUUUAACAUUUGGUAAGAAGUUUGGUAGCUGUAGCCUGUAGCCCUGUAGGCCAUGGAUUUGCAAAUCAUCAUUCAUCAUCUUAAUAUCAGUAUAAUAAUUCUGCCAAUUUGUCCUAAAGUCUGCUUCAGGUUUCUGAUUCAUCCCGUGCAUCGCCAUCUGUCAUGUGGAAUGUUUGCAAAGAGCAAAAUCGUAGAAAUUUUCAACACAGAUCCCUUUCUGGGGCACUGGCAGCCUCAAGAACGAAAGAUGACAUUGAGCUACGGAGGAGAGCAUUCGCUGCCCAUGCGUAGUGCUAUUUCUCUCUCUCUCUCUCUUUUAGCUGUUUCCUGUCCACCUGCGAUUUCUCUUAUAUAUUGCUCUCCUUCUCUUAGUGGAAUGGCAUAGGUCCUGCCUCUUUUUCAGAAAAAAAUCAUUGUAAAAUUACCUUCUCUUUAGGAUAUAUUUUUUUUCGUGAAUACGCAGGAGAGCUGCGUAUCUUUAGGAUAUAUUUUGUUCAUGGCUCUGCCCCAAUUUCCUGGGGAAAAAAAGAGAAUAAGAUAUUUCACUCUAAUGGUUACACUAAUGAUAUAUGGUGAAGCCAGGAAUCCACAGCAAGGGCGGACAUGGUGUGUGGCUAAUUGUUUCUUGAUGAUCUCACUGAAACCCAGAUGCAGUGCGGGCUUAAUUCAUGAUGCCUUUUUGUACCGAUCAGCAAUGCAGAUGCUUAGGGGGACUAUGGAUUCUCUGACCCGCCAGACAAGGUGAGAAGGGGUUCCGAUGGAGCUCUAGACUAGAGAGGAGCCCUCGGAGCUUUGGCGGCGCCCUGAUUCCUCCACCGGGUGCUAGAGGUGCUUGUUCUGAGGAAAACUGAGCAUUGGAUGAUAACACUAUGCUCCAUUGCCUAAAAUAUAUUGUUUCCUGGAAGAGGUCCUCUGGUCUUAUGCUGUUGCUGGCUUCGCAUCACGCUCUGGCAAAUAUACGUCUUAUGAGCAGCAUCAAUCAUUUCGGUCGGUCGUGUACUUGCAAUUGCAGAGUGCCAGGGUCCUUAGCCCCUUCAUGCCAAGAAAUUAUCCGCUGCUUCUCUCAAGUUUAGAUGUGGCAAGGCAAAUGUACCUGUUCGCUGCUGAAAUACCACGUCUCAGUUUGCAUCUGAGCAUUGAAGAGAAAUUUUCUUCAGGUUACAAAAAAUCUUUCCUACAAGUACCAUCUGCCUCACCUCGAUCCAACACAGCAAGAAAAAGGCUGGCAAGAGCCACAAACGCCACUAUGCAUGCCUCACGAGCUCGUGCGAUGCUCCCCCUCCUGUCCGUGUGCGCCGUGGCUCUCCUGCUCUCACCGGCGUCGGCCGAUCCGGCAUUGCUUGACCCAGCCGUCGGCGGCGACAGCUGGCAUGCGGACUCGCCGGCGGAGGCGCCGACGGCCGUGGCAGGUACACUGGGAUGGGCCGAGGACGAGGUCGCCGGCGGGAUCGCGGUGGCGCCGGGGAGGCGGGCGUUCAGGCCUCGCCACCAGCCUUCCGCGCUCAGCCCUGAGCAGAGGCGGGACCUGGAGCACGAGUCUCGCUGCGGCCCCCGCGUGCCCGUGCGAGGGGGCGUCUUCCCGUGGUCCGGGCGCAAGCCACGCUGCCGUGGCGGCGGCGACGGCGGUGCCGCCACCGCGCCGGCCGUGCACCACCUGCAGCCUCUGAUCGACGCACCGUAGCAGCAGCCAUGCUGCACCAUUCUGAGUCAGAAUGGUGCAUACUCACGCACGUACAAAGACAAGAUCGAAGGAGUAUAAUAAAGGCUUUCAAAACUUUUUCCGAAUUGGCAGUUGUCAUCAAAAACCAAUGUUCAUUCAGCAACAGUAUACACGUUCAUCAGUAGAUUUUUCGUGUUAAGAUUCUUGUAGUGUUGCACCUCAAAAUAAAUAUUUGGA